CGGUCACUUCCAAGUAUACACCACUCGUGUUCUCCACCGACGUCUCCUUCCCCCGCCGGAUCGGGCGAAGCCCUAUAGGGGAAACAAGGCCUCCGCCAUGGAUUUCUUCAAAUCGGUCUUCUCCGCCGAUCCUGACCCCGCGAUCUCGCAGCACUCCCCCGUCGGAUCGCCGCAUGACGAAGAGGAUCGAGCAAGAGAGGACGACCGUGGCAGCAGCGGCAGUCCGAGCCCCAAUUCUGAGGCCUCCGCUGGCGGCGUUGGCUGGAGCUUCGGUGGUUUCAUCAAGACGUUCGCCUCCAAGUCGGAGUCCGUCAUACAGACCUACCGUCGCGACCUCGCGGAGUUCGGUACCGGGCUCAAGAAGGAGACGGAGGCGAUCCGGGAGGCCGCCGUACGUGCCGUCGGCGACCUCCCCGGGUCACUCGAUGCUGGCGCCUCCGUUGCCCAGGAGUCCCUCGAGUCCGUUGGGCAGGCUAUUGACGACCUAGGCGGCUCGGUGUGGCGGGGGACCGCUGAAAUCGUCUCCCAGGGCAAGGAGGCGAUCCUGUCGGUGGAGGCUGGAGCUGAUUCCGCAGCUCAGCACUCCACCGAGCCCGGGCGGCCCAGUUCGUCCAGCUCUUCGAGGCGUUACAGCCGAUUCGAGGUGCAGGUACUCGCAAUACAGUCAGACGCGAGUACCUUCUCGGAAGACCCGGAGGACGCGGAGGACUUCAGCGAGUGGAGAUCGGGGUUUGAUUUGGCUGAGAAGGAGGAGGAGAUCGAGAAUCUUUGCUAUGAGAAUGGGGCUUUGGAUGGGCUUCUCAACAAUCUGGUUCCUGGUGUUGUGGACUACGAGACAUUCUGGUGCCGGUACUACUAUCGGGUGCAUAAGCUGAAGCAGGCAGAGGAUGCUAGAGCAAAGCUUGUGAAGAGGGUGAUAUCGAGAGAGGAGGAGGAGGAGCUGAGCUGGGAGGUUGACGAUGACGAGAGUGAGGAGGAAGAAACCAAGAAGGAAGAACCGAAAGAGCAAAAUCUCAAUACAAAAAGACAUGUCAUCGAAGUAGAAAAACAAGAACAACAGAAUGAUGAGGAAUUAAGGUCGACCAUGGAGCCUGCAGCACAGCAAAACCCUGCCGAGGCAUCCCAAGUUGAGAACUCGGGAGCGUUGGAAGCGAACGUCGAUGAGGGAAAGACAUCAACAGCUGGAUAUCCAGAAAAUACUGAAUCAAUUGUUGGGCAUUUGAACUGCAAGUUGGAUGAAACUUUGGUGCCUGAAGGGAAGGCAGUGGCUGGAGGGUCAAGCAAGGACAGCGAUUUUUCAGUUAUCUCAAGCCAGAAUUCUACGCCGGAGGAAGAUGAUCUUGGGUGGGAUGAGAUUGAGGAUCUGGGUGAGCAUGAUGAGAAGAAAGUUGGUGGCUCCAGCGGGAGCCCUGUCAAGGUGGUGGACCUGCACAAGAGGUUCGGUGCUGCUGAAGAGGAUGAGGAUCUCAGCUGGGAUAUUGAGGACGACGACGACGAGCCCUCCAAGCCUUGAAUUGAGGAUGCAACUAAGUGAGAUGUUUACAUGUGAGCCUCUAUAAACCCAAGAAGAAAAAGAAAAGGAUGGUGUGGUAGGAGCUGGUCUUUCUUCCCCCAUUUCCCACCAUCUCCAACUAAAAGGAGAGAAGAAGAAAGAGAUGUCCCUGUUUCUUUUAACAC
This is a messenger RNA of Musa acuminata AAA Group (dessert banana), 1677 nucleotides long. RefSeq lists its product as uncharacterized. The transcript has 2 exons. The coding region runs from base 98 to 1513 and encodes 471 amino acids. Gene Ontology annotation, cellular component: cytoplasm. Lineage: Eukaryota; Viridiplantae; Streptophyta; Magnoliopsida; Zingiberales; Musaceae. The record is from RefSeq and is a predicted model, not a curated record.